This is a messenger RNA of Mercenaria mercenaria, 3307 nucleotides long. RefSeq lists its product as uncharacterized. The coding region runs from base 144 to 2975 and encodes 943 amino acids. NCBI's taxonomy places the organism in Eukaryota, Metazoa, Mollusca, Bivalvia, Venerida, Veneridae. The transcript has 3 exons. The record is from RefSeq and is a predicted model, not a curated record.
CUAAGGACGAUUUAAAACAAUCAACAGAAGGUCUGGCGACUAAGGGCGAUUUAAAAAAAUCAACAGAAGGUCUGGCGACUAAGGGCGAUUUAAAAAGAUCAACAGAAGGUCUGGCGACUAAGGACAGUUGUGAUGAAGUUAACAUGAAGAUAUCUGCACUGGAAAUGAAAAUGAUUUCACUGGAAUCUCUCAUAAAUGAACAAACGAAGGAGAUAAAACGACUCAAGACAGAUGAUUCUGCUCAAAAGGAACAAUCAGAAUAUGAAAAGUCCAAAUUAGAGUUACAGAAAAGUUUGAUAGAGUUUUACAGAGAAGAUAUACUACGCAUGUCUGCACUUCCACAACAACAAGAGGGUAAUCUAUGUGACUUUAAAGACGUGUAUGUUAGACCACGAAUGGUGAUUGAAUCAAAGGGUAACGAGGCUGAUGUUCUAUCAAUGUCUGAUAUUUUUACAAAAGACAACAAAACAAUAAAAUCAAUUUACGUUCUUGGUGAAGCGGGCUCCGGUAAAAGUAGUUUCUGUAAAAGUUUGAUUAAUUACUGGUGUUUGGCACAUUCUGAAGAAGAACAAAGUAUUGAAGAUGAGUUUAGUGGUGUCAGGGAAAUGAAGAAAUUUAAUUUUUUGUUUCACCUUCCUCUCCGUCAUUAUACAGAGAAAACGAGGAUUAAAGAAAUGUUGGAGGAAAAGUACGAGCACCCUGCUCUUACGAAGCUUCUUGAAAUCGAGUCUCGAACUUGUCUCUUCAUUCUUGAUGGUCUUGAUGAAUGGGCUUCUACACCAUCAAAGCGUCCUCCUGAACGCGAUGCAUUGAAGCAAUAUACCGUCCUAAUUACGUCACGACCCUGGAAAAUUGCAACAUUAGGAAUAAGCGAUAAUGAGAUACGGCAAAAGAUUAUCAUUAAAGGGUUUGAUGAUAAAGCAUCUUUAAAGAAUAUGAUUGGAAAGACGGUUCCGAUAUUAAACAAAACGUUUGAGAAAGACAAAGUUUCUAGUGAUUGUGAAAUGGCGCUUGAAAACCAGUCUGUGGAAAAUUUAAAACAUACAGCGAUUAUGCUGCAACAGUUGAUAUGCUUGUGGUUUGAUGACAAACUUCGUAGUGAAACCUCCAGAUGUGCCUUAUACUCUGAAAUGCUUGACCUGUUCUUUGACUGGCAUGAGAAGAAAUACCCCGACGAUCCCCUUUUCACAGAAAUGAUGAAGAAAUCAGAAGACCUGAAAAAUGUAGAACUUCCUCGGUAUUUGAGAGAUACUGAAGUCUGUAAAUCAUAUAGUUAUAUCAUUCAAGACGUAUCGCAGCUUGCGUAUGAAACACUGUUCAAUAACACGAAAGAAACGUCUUUGUCAUUUGAUAGUUCUACAUUUGAACGACUGAAAAUAUCAAAAGAAGUAAAAUCCUGUUGUCUGAAAUUGGGAAUCUUGUCUGAAGAUAAAUGUAUAAGUUUCUCUGCAAGUAAAAGUAGAAGGUCGGCCAUUGCAUUUGUUCACAAGUCACUUCAAGAAUAUUUGGCUGCUGUAUAUAUUGCUAUCCGUUGUGAAAAACAUACCGCGCCGUCGGCAGAUUCAGGAAACGCAGAUUUAUCUGAUCAUUGUGCACAACGUAUUAAAGACAUUUUCAGUAAGUGCACGACUUUGGAUGAAGUAUUAGAACAAGCAAAUGUAUUCAUUAUGCUAUGCGGUCUAGAGCCUAGAAUUGCUACAUUCAUUUCAAAGUAUAUAUACGAUAUCGUUACGGUAGACAAACGCGUUCAAGAGUACAGAAGAGAAAUAUAUGUUGACUUUGGACAUAUUCAUCUUAUAACAAAUAUCCAGAAAUGUAUUAUUAACUGUAUAGAAGAAGUACAAGCAUGUCAAACUCGUAUACAGUCUAACUUUUAUUUAGGUGACAUUAUUGUCGGUAAUAGACACUACAUUCAGACAGAUUAUCAUCUUUUAUGUACAAAUGUUAUUUCCCCUGACAGUGUCAUUUCGUGUAACUUUUAUACAGGUGCAUUUGACUUCAUGAAUAUAAUGAGAGUAUUGAAAUACUUUACGAAAUAUCAGCGACUUAAAGCAAUUAAUAUCGGUGAUUUCCACGCGAAGAUUAAUGGUAAAGAUACUAAGUCUAUCUGUGAUGUAAUUGAAGGUAAUACUUCAACAUUGAAAACACUCUGUGUAGGCCUUUUAAAAGAAGCUGAAGGGAAACGUAUAUUUAGAACAAUUGUCCGUCGUCUGCCUGAGAUGAGUCGUCUUGUCACAUUACAGAUAAAAUAUUACCCUGUGUCUGUGUCACUUAAAGACUUUAUCUCACUAUGCACUUUCCUAUCAGGUAGCAGUCAACUUGAACAGAUAGUGAUUGAUGAUGCAGACUGUGGGUUCAUUGGAUUUGGCCAGCAUGAAGUAGAUUUAUCCAAGCAUCAUAAACUACAGUGCCUGAAGUACGGUACACAUUUCACUGUGAUUUGUGUAAACACAUCAAAUCUAGAAAUAUUUAAAUGUUCAUUGGAGAGCACAAAGUGUGUGAAAGUAUUUGAUAAUCUUAGUACAGCUUACAAUUUAACAGAACUUGACUUGACGUGUGGGUAUCAUUUUGAUUUUGACAAUAUUCUUUCAUGGCAUACUGUAACAGACAUAUUGAUCACAUUGUUACCAUUAUUGAACCAGCUCCGUAAACUUACUUUAAGUAAGUUUACAUUUACUGACAAUAUAAUGAAACGUCCCUCUGAGAUGAAGAAUAUGAAGUUCAUUGAGCUUUGUAGAGUCACAAUGAGCUUGACAACAUGGCGGCGGUUUGUUGAUAGUCUUCCUAUCAUACCGAUACCUGUUAAGGUGAGAGCAAGCUUGAGGUCUAUAACACGAGAUGGAGAGGAAUAUAAGCCUGGUAGAGGAGAAGGAGAAGAGGAAGCAGCUGCAUGUAAGUAUGUUAGAGAACAGGAGAAGUUGUUCAUUGUGGAACGAGAAGAAAAUGAUUCAAUUUCUUUUUCAACAAGGAAGUAAUAUCCAUCUGUAUAAAUUAUUACUGUUGUUAUACUGCUGAUUUCCUUAUGUUGUACUGAUGGUUGAAAUAAGGACAGAUUAUCAAAGUUGUAGAUAUACAUGUAACCAGUUUCCAAUGAAAUGUUUGUUUUAGAAGAGUAAAAUAAUCAUGUCAGGUAAUAAAGAUUUUAUGUUCAAUUUGCUAAACUAUUUAAUUACGUGUUUUCAUGUGAUAAUUGAAAUAUCAUAAUGAGAUAUAAAUAUUUCACAGUAAAAAUAUCAAAGUUAUUUUAUACCAAACAUGAUGCGUUGUUUAAUGUGACAUAUGAAGGUUAAUAUUCAGUUAUAUUUUU